Diospyros lotus (date-plum) is the source of this 1305-nucleotide messenger RNA. Its product is annotated as NAC domain-containing protein 1. Gene Ontology annotation, biological process: regulation of DNA-templated transcription. Gene Ontology annotation, molecular function: DNA binding. The record is from RefSeq and is a predicted model, not a curated record. Bases 387 to 1130 code for a protein of 247 amino acids. The transcript is spliced from 3 exons. Lineage: Eukaryota; Viridiplantae; Streptophyta; Magnoliopsida; Ericales; Ebenaceae.
AUAUUUCUCUAAGGACGGAAGCAAAGCAUUUUGGUCAGCUCUGCAAGUAUGGCCUCUUGCAAUAACCAUACAAGGUAUGAGCAAAAGUCCAAGGAAGCAAAGCCAGCAAUGAGUGUUUUGUGAUGUGAUCCCUACAAAAUGACAAGAAACCCUCACAAAUAAAAUGGCUACCCCUCCCCUAAUGACCAUUUCAAACACCCUCUCCCCUUCCCUUCUCUUCAAAAAGGAAUACAUUGUCUUCUCUUUUAUAGCAUUAGUAGAACCCAUAUUGCCAAGCUCUCUUGCAUGGCUGCCAUCUUUUCUCAUAAUACAUAUAGAGAGCCAUCUUCUCCUAGUUGAUUUACUUUCUCAUAUUACAUAUAUUCAAAGCAAAAAUAUAGGGAUUGAUGUAUAUGCAGAAAAUGGUAGGAAGAAACAGUUCGGAGCUCCCUCCUGGUUUCAGGUUUCACCCCACAGAUGAGGAGCUAAUCAUGUAUUACCUCAGGCACCAGGCCACUUCAAGGCCUUGCCCAGUAUCAAUCAUCCCAGAAGUUGAUAUCUAUAAGUUUGAUCCCUGGCAGUUGCCUGAGAAGGCAGAUUUUGGAGAAACUGAAUGGUACUUCUUUAGCCCCAGAGAGAGGAAAUACCCAAAUGGGGCAAGGCCCAAUAGAGCAGCUGUUUCUGGGUAUUGGAAGGCCACAGGGACAGACAAGUCUAUUUACAGCGGAACUAAGUUUGUGGGUGUCAAGAAAGCUCUUGUGUUUUAUGAGGGAAAGCCCCCAAAGGGUAUCAAGACAGAUUGGAUUAUGCAUGAAUAUAGACUAAGUGAUUCAUCAACUCAUAUUCCCAGGAAAAAUGGAUCUAUGAGGUUGGAUGAUUGGGUGCUAUGUAGAAUCUACAAGAAGAAAAGCCUAGUAAGAACAGUGGAGAAGACAGCUGAAGAAGAUUCAAGCGCCCAGAUGGUGGCUUCAAAUGGUGCUAGUGACUCACAAGCGUCAAGAAUUCCAACGACUUGUUCACUUUCCCAAUUAUGGGAGUUGGAUGGCCUGGCCUCACUUCCCCAACUAUUAAGUGACAAUAUUUCAUACAACUCAAACCUUCAAACUAACUACCAGGACCCAGUUUGGAAUGCAGGAAAUGGGUUUCAGUGAAUCAGCCAUUUUUUGUGAGUCCUAUGUUCCAAUAUCACUGACACUAGAUGUGGCUUGUUAGGCUUGAUUAGAAUUUAGGUGCAUUUAACUUCUAGGCGAUUGUAACACUUUCAUUCAAUGAAACAAACAUGUAUUGUUGUGGGUAUGAAUAAAUCUUAUAAAUUUGAAGAAUUAA